AUGACCCGCCACCUCGACUCGUUCAUCUGCCCGAUCACGCACGACGUCAUGGUCGACCCGGUUGUGACUGUCGACGGCCACUCGUACGAGCGGUCGGCCAUCGCAGAGUGCCAGUCGCGAGGGAUGCCUGGCCGCCCAGUCACGAGCCCGAAGACGAACCUACCUCUGCGCUCGCUGCAGCUCAUCCCGAACCUCGCGCCCAAGCGGUCGAUCGAAGAGUCACCGCAACGAGCGGCCAUCGUCUCGUGGCGCUUCGCCCGUUGCACGGGCCAUGUCUGCGACGAAAUGGGUUGCAACAAAGAUGAGCUUCACUGUUAA
Molecule: messenger RNA, 318 nt
Organism: Saprolegnia parasitica CBS 223.65
Lineage: Eukaryota; Oomycota; Saprolegniomycetes; Saprolegniales; Saprolegniaceae
Exons: 2
Coding region: 1-318 (105 amino acids)
Biological process (GO): protein ubiquitination
Molecular function (GO): ubiquitin-protein transferase activity
Source: RefSeq, a predicted model, not a curated record